GUCUGCAUGGCGCUGAUGAUCCGAUGUGUCCACAAAACAUCGCACGUUUUCAGCAGCUCUGUGGGGAGGUUGUUUGCAGCUGACCAUCGCUGGUUCCUGUCUGUGAGAGGAAGAGUAGCAGCUGCAAAACACGACAGUACGUCUUCUUCACUCUCAACCACAGGCUGCACGAUGAGUAAGAAGCUGCUGGUGGAUGUGGACUGUGGGGUGGACGAUGCUCAGGCCAUCAUGUUGGCGCUGGCCGCCCCCAACGUGGAGCUGCUGGGCGUCACCUGCGUGCACGGAAACACCACAGUGGAGAACGUGUGUAAAAACACACUGCGGGUUCUGCAAGCCUGCAAUAAACUCGAGAUUCCCGUGUUUAAAGGUGCAGCUAAGCCCAUCCUCGGGAACAGCCUCAGUGCGGGACACUUCCACGGGCAGGACGGGCUCGGAGACGCUCCAGACGCCAGCGCUCCGGGUGUGGAGCUGGUUCAGAAGGAGGACGCCGUGUCUGCCAUGAUCAGGAUCGUCAAUGAGAAUCCAGGAGAGGUAUCUCUGGUUGCUACGGCGCCCCUCACCAACCUGGCUCUGGCUGUGAGGAUGGAUCCAUCUCUACCGAGCAAACUGCGAGGGCUCUACAUCAUGGGAGGCAACACUGAAUCUCGAGGGAACACCACAGUGUGCGCCGAGUUCAAUUUUGCAGCUGAUCCAGAAGCUGCGUACGUUGUACUCAACGACUACCACUGUCCGACGUACUUGGCCUGCUGGGAGUUCACCUGCUACAGCAAGCUGUCCUGGGAGUUUUGCGACGCCUGGUUGGCGCAGGACACCGACAAAGCUCGCUUCAUGGCACGGAUCUUCCGCCACAGCAUCGAGGCGUCGCAAAGCGAGCGCCUCCAGAAAGAGUUUGUGGCCGGCACGGGUUUUGUCUCCUGUGACUCGUACGCCAUGGCAGCCGCAGUGGACGAUUCGUUCAUCACAGAGAGCGACCAUUAUCCAGUGAGCGUGGAGCUGACGGGCACACACACCAGAGGCAUGAUGGUCGUAGACACUGUGGGCUUCCUGAAGAAGACUCACAAGGCUUUUAUCAUGAAGAAGGUGGAUAUGGAGAAGUUCAAGCAGAUGAUGAUGGCGGCCUUACAAUAAGGCAGCGUUGGUGACCAGCACGGCUGUUUCCGUCCACUUGUUUUGGCUCAGUUUUUGUUUUUCCUCUGAAUGAGCUUUGAAGUUACAACUCACAAUGAGUCAUCUCUCUGUUAGUGUUUUUAGUAAUGAGCCAACAUACUAACUGUAACGGUCUCUCGCAGGAAAGACUGGGACUAAAGACUAAUUUUGUACAAUAAAAUAUUAAUUCUUAUGGAAGACUUAUUCCUGUAUGGAUAUACCUCAUUUGUAUGAUGACACCUUCAUUAAAAGUUUUUAAUUUUAAACUAGAAAUCUUCUUCGUCAGUCACAUGAUUUUGAUGACAGGGACUAGUCCAUUUUUUUUAAAAAACUCUUUACAUUUUAUUUAUUAUUUAUGUUGAAUAUAUAUUUUUUCAUAGCACAACACACUGAUUCAUUCAGAAAAACGCCACACACGGUGACAGCUCCAGUUUUUUCAGCACUAAAUUUUGCCGAAGGUUUGUUUAUCCUUUUUUUUCCGUCGGUGUUUAUUGUUGUCAAACAUUU
Molecule: messenger RNA, 1653 nt
Organism: Plectropomus leopardus (leopard coralgrouper)
Lineage: Eukaryota; Metazoa; Chordata; Actinopteri; Perciformes; Serranidae
Product: inosine-uridine preferring nucleoside hydrolase
Molecular function (GO): hydrolase activity, hydrolyzing N-glycosyl compounds
Source: RefSeq, a predicted model, not a curated record